AAAGUUGGUCAUGUUCAAACGCAAUGGUGGCGCCCAUGAAACGAGUCAUGUGUUGUUUACUGUGCUGAGGCGUUAUUAAAACGCACUCGCUGGUGGGAGAAAGACGAAUUAAUAUCAUUCGCCACCGCUGCGUUCAGUAGAUCAUCAUGGCUACUCCGGGCAAGGCGAGCAAGAAGGAAGCGAAAAGGCAAACCCCAGCAAAAUCUUCCCUUAACACACCUUUCAAAAACCAUUGGCAACCACUUUCCAACACGAAUUGGCAUUCCAUUAAAAGGCAUAUCAGAUGUAAACUGGAAUCAAUGGAGUUUAAGAAAGUAGAAACAAAGGGUUUUUACAAGUUUAAAGAACGGAAAAACCAGACACCAUCUGUAUCCCCAGAGUGCGUUGCGCCAGAAAGCAACGACUCGAACGUGCUGAACGCUCCCAAGACCGGGUGGACCGACAUGUCUGCCAGAAGACAGCUUGCAAUUGGCAUCAAUGAGGUGACAAAGGCCUUGGAAAGGAACCAGCUCAGGUUGGUGCUUGUGUGCAAGUCGGCCAAACCAAAACACAUGACCGACUACUUGAUUCCACUGAGCAUAUCAAGAGAGGUCCCGGCCUGCCAGGUGGUAGCGCUCAGUCAUAUUCUUUCUGAGCCGCUGCGAUUAAAAAGUGUUCUUGCGCUGGGUUUCCGUCACUGUAAGAUAAAAGAAGAGGACCACUUUUUGGAUCUUGUUACCGCCAUCAUCCCCAUGGUGCCACCGCUACGUGUUGCCUGGCUACAAGACAAGGGUUUCCCUAUUGGGACUGAUGAACUGUUGGACAGUGACAAGAGGGGCCAAAAGCGUAAACUGGAGGACGAGAUCACUGAAUGCGACAUCACACAAACUGAGGUAUCAGAAGCUGUGUCUGGCACACUUCAACCCCUGUGUGUAAAAAAGGUUAUUCCUAACCCAAAUAAAAAGAGGAAAAAGAAAAUCAAAAAGUAGAAAUUUCCCUAGAUUAGUUAAUCAGUAAUCUCUUGAACGUUGACUUUUUUUUUUUCUUGGAUGGAUUGAAAUGUUUGGCUUUGACAUAAUAAAACGGCAGCAUAUGCAAAUCUUUUUAAAGUCAAGUUUAUUUAAUCGAAUAUCCAUGCUGUUUGAACAGACUAGUCUUUGCCGAAGAGUAAGCUUUCUUUGCAUGGGGCCAUGUCUAAAUUAUGCUGGUACAAGCUUUGAGUUUCACAAACCUUAGUGGCUUUGAAUAAAAAUAUUGUUCUUCAUUGAUAACGCUUUUACCACAAGAAACUUUUCCAAAUAAGGCAGUUAGUCAAGUUGUCAGUUCGACUAAAAAUAAUACAGAAUUGUAAAACAGACGUGCUUGUAAUUCAUACAAACUUCUGUGGGAGUGACAUCCAUGACCAAA
Messenger RNA from Gadus chalcogrammus (walleye pollock), 1386 nucleotides. It is a transcript of the gene rpp38, whose product is annotated as ribonuclease P/MRP 38 subunit. Lineage: Eukaryota; Metazoa; Chordata; Actinopteri; Gadiformes; Gadidae. Gene Ontology annotation, biological process: tRNA 5'-leader removal. The transcript has 2 exons. Gene Ontology annotation, molecular function: ribonuclease P RNA binding; ribonuclease P activity. The record is from RefSeq and is a predicted model, not a curated record. The coding region runs from base 147 to 968 and encodes 273 amino acids. Gene Ontology annotation, cellular component: ribonuclease MRP complex; nucleolar ribonuclease P complex; fibrillar center.